GGGACUUCCUGUUUCGUGUUCCCUGGGACCUCCAAAGGGAUACUAGGACUGAGAGGGAGAAUGUCUAAGUCCUGUGGCAACGGAUCAAGCAGUGCAUUAGUUGGGGCCUGCUGCCGUAGUUCUCACUGAUUCGUGCAGUUAUCCACACUCUCUUCAAAGGCGCUUUCAGGCGGCCUUGGUGUUCUGAGUACGCAAGAGUGUGUGUCCGCAGGUCGAGAAAGGGCAUGGAGGAGCCGCCACCGGCUCCCCCGAGCUUCUUUUGCAGGGCACGGCGUCCUUCCCCCCGAGUCUUUGCUGCCGGAGCUGUGGCUGCCGACUCGGAAUCUCUGGUGGAGAAUCAGAAGUUGCCUUCCUUAGUCCRAGAACCCUAUUACCCGGAAUCCGGUUGGGAUCGCCUCCGGGAGCUGUUUGUCAGAGAUGAACAACAGAGAAUUUCAAAGGAACUUGAGAAUAUCUAUAGGGCAGCAGCUUCAGCAGGCAUCAUUGGCUGGGCAUAUGGUGGAAUACCAGCUUUUAUUCAUGCUAAACAACGCUACAUUGAGCAGAGCCAAGCAGAAAUUUAUCAUAACCGGUUUGAUGCUGUGCAAUGUGCGCAUCGUGCUGCCACACGAGGCUUCAUUCGGUAUGGCUGGCGCUGGAGUUGGAGAACUGCAGUGUUUGUGACUAUAUUCAACUCAGUGAACACUGGAUUAACUGUGUACCGAAAUAAAAAUGCUAUGAGCCAUUUUGUCAUUGCAGGAGCUGUCACUGGAGGUCUUUUCAGAAUAAAUUUAGGCAUUCGAGGCCUGGUGGCUGGUGGUAUAAUUGGAGGCUUGUUGGGCACUCCUGUAGGAGGCCUGAUGAUGGCACUUCAAAAGUACUAUGGUGAGACUGUUCAGGAGAGAAAACAGAAGGAUCGAAAGGCAUUCUAUGAGCUGAAACAGGAAGAAUGGAAAGCCAGACUGCAACUUACUGAGCUCCUCCCUCAGGAAAUUGAAAACAGCCUACAGAAAAAUCAAUCUGAGGAGGAUGCUAAGAAAAUUGAAGUCCUGCUAAACCUUCCUAGAAACCCUUCAUCACCAGAUAAACAAGAUAAGGAUUGAGAAUGUUCCAGACUUGAAACUCAUGGGAGAGUCAAAGGAGCUAUGUUGCUGUAGCCAUGAAUGCCAGUGCCCGUCUCCUCUGGCAUUGGACCAGCCUGCUGACACAUGUAUGCACUGGCUCCUGUAGUGGCAGUGACUUGCUCCUCUCUGUUUUUUUAAAUCAAGAAUUGAGCUGCUCAAUUCUCAUUUUAUUUAUCCUUAAAUUUAAAUACAUACUUAUAUCUGUAUUGAUCUUUUGACCCAUUUGUAUGCUUAUAUUUCUUUACCCUGGAUUUUACAAAUAUAAGUAAAAAAAUUCCCAAAGUAUUAAAGUUGAAUUCUAUAGGCUGUAUAUUUGCUCAUGUAGUCCUUUGAUGGGUACCUUAACCUGGUGUGCUGGUGCACAUCUAUAAUCCCAGCAACUUGGGAGGCCAAGGCAGGAGGAUUGCAAAUUUGAGGCCA
Messenger RNA from Urocitellus parryii (Arctic ground squirrel), 1523 nucleotides. It is a transcript of the gene Timmdc1, whose product is annotated as translocase of inner mitochondrial membrane domain containing 1. Gene Ontology annotation, cellular component: mitochondrion. Gene Ontology annotation, biological process: mitochondrial respiratory chain complex I assembly. The record is from RefSeq and is a predicted model, not a curated record. Lineage: Eukaryota; Metazoa; Chordata; Mammalia; Rodentia; Sciuridae.